Messenger RNA from Vidua macroura (Pin-tailed whydah), 1037 nucleotides. RefSeq names its product golgin subfamily A member 6-like protein 7. The record is from RefSeq and is a predicted model, not a curated record. Bases 1 to 756 code for a protein of 251 amino acids. The transcript is spliced from 5 exons. Lineage: Eukaryota; Metazoa; Chordata; Aves; Passeriformes; Viduidae.
AUGGUGACAUCAGAAGGUCACGUGAAGCAUGUAUUCAGCGGUGCUGAUGCUAAGAUCCUUCCAGAGAAAGAGCAGGAGCAGAUUGCCUUAUCAGAGAUGCCAUGCCGGACUCAGGGAGAGCUGAGAGCCCGAGAGCAGGAAGAGCAGCUCAGGCAGCAGGUGGAAGAGCCACAGGAGAAUGGCCAGAAUAUCAAGGCAGAGCCACAAGCAGAGCUGCCCGAAGCUCAGAGUGCCAUCACAGAAGUGAAGAAGAGGAACCAGGAAGAGACGAGAAGAAUUCAAGAGGAGAUGAAUCUCCAUCAGCAGAGGGGCGAUCAACAAAACCAGGUGAGUGAAAGAGUGGCAGCCACUCCACUCAUGAAAGAUCCUCUCUCUUGUAUUUUACAGAACUUGAAGGAACAGCUGGACACAGACUUUCAGAAAGCUCACGCUAAGAUCAAGGCAAGGGAGAAGAGGCAGGAGGAAGAAAUUAAAAUCAUCAGAGAAAAACUUAAUCCCCUCCCUCAGGCUCUACAAAAGCAAGUGCAAGUGUUGACAUCUCACCGGGCAGCCGGCAAAGACUUCCGGCAAAUGAGUGGCACUGAAGAGCCCCGAGGCGGGCGUGAGGCACAGGAACUGUCCCCACCAAAGGUGCUACAGGUUGGGCAUGACCUGAAGAUGGUGCAGGAAAAGAGGACACAGUGGGGGGAGGACGAGCACUUGAACAAGGAGCUGCACGUGUGUCUGAAGCCCUUGGAGGGGGAAAGGAAUCCUUGAGUGGAAGUAGAAUGGUCAUUGUGGCAGUGAUCCUUCAGAAAAUCCAUGAAAAUGGACCAUGAAUCUGGCCAUCCACUCGAGUAGAACUAGCCUUUGGUUUUGACCCAUCCAGUCUGAGAAGUGGACAUCAGAAAAAACCCACUUAAGAGCCCUGCAUGUUGCUGACAGCACCUUCCUAAGGGCUUGCAUUUGAAAUGGAAUCUCAGGCUAAUCUCUGCCAGCCACCUUUCUGACAUAAACUCAUUUCUUGUCCCAGAUCUACAAGGGCUUUGUCACCAAAC